AUGUCGAAAGGCAAAGACAGUCCCGCUAAGGACGGCAAGAGAAAGUCCAAAUUCUCCGAUGCUGCGGACUCGCCCAAGAAGUCCAAGAAGGCCUCUACCUCGGCCAAUGCAGCCGCUUCUUCCUCUACCAGCAAGGCUGGCUCAGGCCAGGCGACGCUGAGCGUCAAAGGCUCAGGGAGCAGCUUCAAGCAAUUGAGUAAGUCUGGCGCCGCUUUUGCUUCCUUUGCAGACUACAACCCUGCACCUUCGACCAAGUUUAGCAUAUACCGCGCCGACGGUCUGCCCGACGAGACCGGCGCAUCGACCAACGACACCGACGAGAGGCUUCUUCUCGCAGGCGAGACCGACACGAUGGCCUAUGUCGGCAACAAUUUCGAGUUCGGCAGCAGCUCCGAGGCGCGAGGCUACACCGGUCACUAUAUGGUGGGUGUCUAUGACCCUUCGAGCAGCUCCGUGACCCUUCGCGCCGUGCCUACGUUCCAAGUUGCACGAUCGAUCAAGGCCAACAGCUCGCUCUCUUCCAUCUCUAGUAAGCGCACAUUCGCCGACUACGGCGAGAUGACGGCAGCACGUAGGGCUCUUGGCGACGCAUUUGGUAAUCGCAAGCAGAAAGCCAACGCGCGCAACCAGGACCGUAUGAAGGUCGACACGGCCAACAUGGAGGUCAUCCUCGACGACUUCACCGGUGGUAUCCAGGACAACUUGGCAUCGCUGCCAUCGCUCGAUGAAGUGCUUGCUUCGUCGACGUCGUCUCGACCCAUGCCGCCGGCCAACUUGGACGCCAAGCAUCCCGCGGAGGCUUACCGCAUCUCCGACCUCAUCCCCAGCGAGAUCUUCAAGUCGCUACCGAUACAGAAGCUCAUCGACAACGUCAGCGACCCGGAGGCGCUCAAGGAGCUUCUCCCCUACUCGAAGGAUUUCCCGGCCUGGAUCUGGUCGCGACUGGUGGACAACCUUCAACGCAGUUCGCACCUUUCCGGUGGCAGCGGUGGUAAGAAGCACACGACGUUCGACGAGGACGAGGACGAAGCUGCAUCUGUCACCAACGCUGAGGAUGUGAUGAUGAUGCCCGCUCUCGGAGCGACCGAAGACAAGGAAGACGCGAAGACCAAGGUGCGCAUCGCAUAUUACAUGUCGUUGCUGUGGUACAUCCAAUCCCGACCGAAAUCCGUCUCGCAGCGGGGCAAGCUGAUCACCGCGCUCAAGCUCGACGGUGAGGACGCCAACAAGCGCAUCGUCAAGGCGAUCCUCGGCACGUUCACCGAGACGCCGGCCAACUCGGACCGAGCAGUCAUGUCGGCGUUUCACCAGACCAAGGUGCUGGCCUACAUGUGCGCGCUCGCGUUGCACCUGGACAACUUCUCGGUGGACCACGACAAGCUGGCGAGGAACUGCAACAUUCCGCCUGCGACGCUCAGGGAGCUGUUCAGGACCCUCGGUUGCACCGCGAGCGUGGUGGGCGGCGAAAAGAGGAUGGUGCUCAAGACGCCUUUUACACUGCCUCAGCCGAGGAAGGGCAAGGCUGGUGGACGCAAGUGA
Kalmanozyma brasiliensis GHG001 is the source of this 1539-nucleotide messenger RNA. RefSeq names its product RNA polymerase I associated factor, A49-like protein. Gene Ontology annotation, molecular function: DNA binding. Bases 1 to 1539 code for a protein of 512 amino acids. Gene Ontology annotation, biological process: transcription elongation by RNA polymerase I; RNA polymerase I preinitiation complex assembly; nucleolar large rRNA transcription by RNA polymerase I. Gene Ontology annotation, cellular component: RNA polymerase I complex. The transcript has a single exon. The record is from RefSeq and is a predicted model, not a curated record. NCBI's taxonomy places the organism in Eukaryota, Fungi, Basidiomycota, Ustilaginomycetes, Ustilaginales.